CCUCCAUGAUCACAGAAACUGGCAGAAGGUCAUGUCUCAAGCUGAAGGUCUUCGUGAGGCCGCCGAAUGGCUGUGAGAAAACCAUAGGCGUUCAUGACCGCGUUUUUGUCGAUGACAAAGUAGACAAUGCAUUAGAACCAAGAGACGACACGAGUCAUGAGGCUGAACCAUCCCGGAGCGACGUGUCGACUUCAGGCCUGCGGCACCAGACGUCGCGCCCCCUGCUGGCGCUCCUGCUGCUCUGCAUCUCGCUCUAUCUGCUCUUAUAACCCAGAGCUUUCCAUCAUCUUUCACCCAUAUUUAAGUGCUCCUUCGAUUAGCCGCGCAGAGAAGAAUCGCAGAUUAUCACCCGAUUAACCAAUCACGGCGGCAGCUCUCUGCUGAUUGGCUGCUGGGAGGAUGGGGGCGGAGUCAGAGUGUCACAUCAAAGAGACAUCACACCAUCAAAGCCGGCUCUGCUGUUAGAAAUCAAAAACACAAAGACUUUUCUUGCCUUCUUUCGUCCUUCGUCUGCCUUCCCGUAACAAACUGCAGAAGAAGAAACGGCCUGACGAUGCAUCUCGGAGAGUUAAUUACUAGUCUAAACACUGAAAAAAGAAUUCAUUGGGUUUACAAAAAUAAUAUUUAAGGUAAGUGGUUGUGAAACAAUUUAUACAGUCGAAGUCUGAAGUCCUCCUGAAUUAUUAGCCCCCUGUGAAUUGUGUAAAUAUGUAUUCAACACAUUUCUAAACAUAACAGCUUUAAUAACUCAUUUCUAAUAGCUGAUUCAUUUUAUCUCUGUACAUAAUAUUUGACCAGAGAUUUUUCAGGAUACUAGUAUUCAGCUUAAAGUGACAUUUAAAGGCUUAAUUAGGGUAAAGUUAGGGUAAUUAGGCAAGUCAUUGUAUAACAGUGGUUUGU
Messenger RNA from Danio rerio (zebrafish), 900 nucleotides. RefSeq names its product ephrin-A5b (gene efna5b). Lineage: Eukaryota; Metazoa; Chordata; Actinopteri; Cypriniformes; Danionidae. Gene Ontology annotation, cellular component: membrane; plasma membrane. Gene Ontology annotation, biological process: cell communication; ephrin receptor signaling pathway; signaling. Gene Ontology annotation, molecular function: ephrin receptor binding. The record is from RefSeq and is marked validated.